UUUUACAAAAAAUAGAUGCUUAUAUCAAGGUUAAUAAUACUUAUAUUUCUAUGGAAAAAGCACUUGAUGACAACCAAAUUAUUGAAACCAUAUUAGCAGAACAAUUAAAAUAUGAUCAAGAUGAUCUGAAUAGCUCUGAUGAAAAGCUACCAAAAAUUUCUCCUGCUAAAGGAUUAAAUAGAUUAAAAACUUUUAUUUUAUUUGCUAAACAAAUAGAUAAUAAUUUUUCUUCAAUAAUAAUAAUUUAG
Messenger RNA from Racocetra fulgida, 248 nucleotides. NCBI's taxonomy places the organism in Eukaryota, Fungi, Glomeromycota, Glomeromycetes, Diversisporales, Gigasporaceae. The record is from the annotation of a GenBank genome assembly.